Molecule: messenger RNA, 1824 nt
Organism: Paralichthys olivaceus (Japanese flounder)
Lineage: Eukaryota; Metazoa; Chordata; Actinopteri; Pleuronectiformes; Paralichthyidae
Product: solute carrier family 22 member 2-like
Biological process (GO): transmembrane transport
Cellular component (GO): membrane
Source: RefSeq, a predicted model, not a curated record
GGUAAGGCCGCAGACGCCUGGCAGAAGAAGGUCAGAUUUUUUUUUUUUUUAGGGAAAAGAACGAAACAUCUGCAACCAUGACCACUUUUGACGACAUCCUGGAAGAAGUUGGCAAUUUCGGCCGCUGUCAGAAGCGCAUCUUCGCCCUGAUGUGCAUGGUGUCCAUGCCCUGGGCCGGCGUGUACGUGGGCAUCGUGUUCCAGGGCUUCACGCCGGACCACUGGUGUCGGGACGCUGCGGUGGUGGAGAGGAGGCAGGCGUGCGGCUGGAGCCUGGCGGACAGUCGCAGGCUGACGCUGCCGCAGGUCAACAGCUCUGGAGCCGUGCAGCACAGCAGCUGCGAGCAGUACGAGCUGGACUGGAACAGAACCUCACUCACCUGCGACUCUCAGGAGCUGGACCUCAGCAAGACUCCCACAGCUGCCUGCAAAGACGGCUGGGAGUACGACUACGAGGGGAGACAGUCCUUCGUCACUGAGUUCGACCUGGUGUGUUCAGACAGCUGGCUGGUGGACAUGUACCAGGCCACGCUCAACAUCGGCUUCCUGAUCGGAAGCAUUGCCAUUGGUUACCUGGCUGACAGGUUUGGCAGGAAGAUGAGCUUCCUGAUGUCCAACCUGUUUAACGGGAUCACAGGGAUCCUGGUGGCCGUGGCUCCGAACUACGUGUCUCUGCUGGUUUUCAGAACGUUGUACGGGUUUGGAGUGAAAGGAGGCUGGGUGGUCGGAUACGUGCUGAUCACAGAGAUCGUGGGAGUGGAGCACCGGCGGACGGUGGGAGUCCUUUACCAGAUGUUCUUCAGCGUUGGCAUCCUCCUCCUCCCGCUGCUCGCCUACUUCAUCACCGACUGGCGCUGGCUGCAGGUCGUCAUCACCGUCCCCUACAUCCUCUUCCUGUCCUACUACUGGUUCCUCCCUGAGUCUCCACGAUGGCUUCUGUCUCAGAACCAAAAGUCCAAAGCCGUGAAGAUCACCGAGGACAUGGCCAAAGAAAACAAGAGGACUCUGUCGAAGAACAUCGAGAAUCUGGCAGACGACAACGCCGACUCCUCCACCGCCUCCUUCAUGGACCUGAUCAGAACUCCCAAAAUGAGAAAACACACUUUCAUCCUCAGCUUCAACUGGUUCACCAGUGCUGUGGUCUACCAGGGUCUGAUCAUGAGGCUGGGGAUUCUGGGAGGAAACGUCUACAUCGACUUCCUCAUCUCUGGCCUGUUGGAGUUUCCCGCCGCCUUCCUCAUCCUCUUCACCAUCGAGCGCAUCGGCCGACGUCUUCCCUUCGCCACCGCCAACAUCGUCGCCGGAGCCUCCUGCUUCAUCACGGCCUUGAUCCCUGACAGUAUGUUCUGGGUGAAGACGGCGGUCGCCUGCAUCGGUCGGCUCGGUAUCACCAUGGCCUUUGAGAUGGUCGUGUUCGUGAACACCGAGCUCUACCCGACGUUCGUCAGGAACCUGGGAGUGUCGGUUUGUUCCACCCUGUGUGACGUCGGCGGCAUCGUGGCUCCGUUCCUGCUCUACAGGCUGGCUGUCAUCUGGCUGGAGCUGCCACUCAUCAUCUUCGGGUCUCUGGCGUUCGUGGCCGGAGGUUUGGUUCUGCUGCUCCCUGAGACCAGAGGCGUCCCGCUGCCCGACACCAUCGACGACAUCGAGUUCCCCGACAAAAUGAAGGAGAAAGUUUCGCUGAAGAAACAACAGUUGGACAACUUGUUGCCCAAAGACGACGUGUCGACCAACAAAGAGCCAGCGACGGUCUGAGCUCUGCCUGAGGCCGGAGUAUUUAUUUUAUCAUCUGUGACUGUGCCAGUGAUAUCUGAUGUCUGAAUAU